UUGUCCUCAGUAGACUUGAAUGGAUUUUGACAAGUUCAGACUCAGAGCAGCAUUUUUAUUUCAGGGAAUGCUUUGGGUACAGAGAAUUGGGAUCCGUGUGAAGGAGACUGUCAUUUCCACAGGAACAAACUUAGAAAAUGUUUAAAAAUAAAGAAAUAUGGAAAUGUUGUAAAAAAAAACAAGCUGCCUGCUAGUAGCCCCAGCAAUACUUAUCAGACUGUCUUCUUCAUGUCCCCGUAAACCUCUCCUUUCACCUACAAUUUACAGGGCAAACAGUCUUACAGAGCAAAAACCAGAGCUCAGUAUGCUCUGCCAGUGUACUCUCUACUAACACCUGUGUCUUUUGUGAUGAUUGUGGAUCCUCUGCCAGGCUGGAUUCUCAUCUCACCCAACACAGUUUUCCUGAUGGAAUUUACAUGUAGACUUGAAGGGAACUGUGGCAUGAGUAGGCCAGCUUCCCACCAAUGACUGCAUAACAGUUGAAGCUUUGAUGCAUGCAGAGAAAUGUGUCUUCUGAGCUGGACAAAUCCAAAUACAAAGGCCAAUCAUUCCACAAGGCAUGAUGCCAGCCUGCAUUUCCUCUCUGGCUCUACUCAUCACUGCUGAGUGAACUUCAGGGCCUUACUUCAUUUCUUCUCAAAGCCUUGGAAUCCCUCAACUUCAAUGGAACUUCCCUACCGCUGCCUAGUAAAACUAUUUGAACACUCACACAAUCAGCUUAAAGAAAAAAAUAAAACCGUCUUUUAAAAAUUAAGGAAUAGAGAGGAAUGAAAUGGGAGCAGGUGGGUUUUGUCUCAGGAGAGUGAAUAAAAAGAGCCAAAACGUCACUGCAGUGAAAAAGGCACCAAAGGAAGAGAGCUUAAAGCUGAGCUCAACUGCACUCACGAAAGCUCAAGUCACCCUAGAAUGAAUGUGCUUGGGCACCUCACACUUCAAGAACAUUGAGUGUGGGGGGUUUUAUUUCUGUUACUUCAACUAAGUACAACGUAUCUGAUUCACUAUAGGUGUCUUUACAUUUGGAGAACAUUUACUUUGUAAACAAGGCAUGAUGCACAUCAUUAACAUUUUCCCUACUGCCCACAACACAGAAGUAGCACGCACUAGAGGCCAAAUAUGCUCUUAACUUGCAAUCUUUACUAGACCCUCCAGAAACCUACACUAGACUCAGACCAGAAAUGCUAGCGUGGUACCAGGGCUGCAACUCUGGCCAACGGACAGCCGCACUGCAGCAUCUGCCACGAGGAGCACUGACAGCACGUGGAGGGAGCCUGUCCUUCCUCUCUGCUGCAUGGCAGCACCAGGACUUCACCCCGUGCUGCCCGUAAGGGCUGCCACCCUCUCGCUUGAGGGUCCGCGCCCACAAUCCCUGUGAGGCGGUGACCGUGAUGUCACAGUGGCUGGCAGGGAGCGGCCAUUGUGACCCGUGAGGCUUGGAGCAGAGCAAAGGCUGCCGGGCUCAGGCUCAGUCAGUGCAGCCUGGUGAGGCGCAGAGAGAGCAGGGACUCUCGCAGUGCUCGCCGUUGAUGCACAUCAUGUCCGAAAGGAAGCGGAAGGCCUCCGGCUCGGAGGAGCCAGCAUGCGUUCUGUGCGGCCGGGCAGAUGCUGACCCAGCCAUCUGCGGGCGCACAUUUGACCAGAGUGGGAUUCGCGUCCAUGAGUUCUGCUUGAUGUUUGCCCACAUCGAUUUUGAAGACAGACCCACACCGGAAGGAAAUGUGGGCCUCCCCCUUGCUGCCAUCGGAAGCAAGGCCAAGCAGGCAAACCAGAAGCAAUGCUGUGUUUGCGGGGAGAGGGGAGCCGCCAUCACAUGCGCAGAGAGCGGCUGUGAACGAAGCUUCCAUCUGCCCUGCGCUGCAGAUGGGGAAUGCGUCACCCAGUUCUAUGGGCAGUUCAGGUCCUUCUGCUGGGAGCACCGCCCUCAACAGGCAAUUGAGGAAGCUCCAGCAGAAGACACCAACUGCCUCAUCUGCAUGGAGACCGUGGGGGACAGAUUGUCCUACUACACCCUGGUGUGCCCAGCGUGCACACAUGCCUGGUUCCACCGGGGCUGCAUCCAGCAACACGCCAUGAAUGCUGGCUUUCUAUGCUUCCAAUGCCCCAGCUGCAGAGACAAAUUUCAGUUCCUCAUGGAAAUGUUCAGCAUGGGGAUCCAAAUCCCAGCCAGGUUGGUGUCCGUCUGCCCAGCUCUGCACACAUUAAGGCUAAAGUGCUGGGCCUGCCCAGAGACUGUCUCGGCAGGCCUGGCCCUUUGCUGUCUCAGGAGCAUGUGCCUCAGCUUCACGGAGAACUUCCUUCUGCUGACCUUCCUGCCUCCCCUUACAGCCUCCCGCGACAACGCUGAGCUUGCUGGUCCCAGCACUGCCAGUCAGAGGGGUCUGGAGCCAUCCAACGGCUCCUUGGAAACUGACAACUUCAGCUCCAGGCCCGCCAGCCAGGCAGCAUUGGGGCCACCACACGAUUCCCAGCUGCCUGAGCACAGCGACCAGCCAAGUGAGCGUGGGACAGAGCAGAGGACAAAUUGCCCACGUUCUCGUGACAAUCAGGCGUCCACUGAGCAGCGCCGGGGACGCCGUGGGAGCGGACGCAGUGGGAGCGGACGCAGUGGGAGCAGACGCCGUGGGAGCGGACGCAGUGGGAGCGGACGCCGUGGGAGCAGACGCCGUGGGAGCAGACGCUGUGGGAGCAGACGCCGUGGGAGCAGACGAGCAGCAGCCCCAAGGGCUCAGAGCAGCUCCCGCACAUCCACCAGACGGAGGACACCAGGGUCCUCCAGGGCGUCUUCGGCAGCUACACGCAGAAGGCGUCCCAGGCAGCAGGGAAGAAGCCGGACACGAAGCCGCUCCCCGCUGCAAGGUCGGGCCCCACGUUCCCAGUCCCGGCCGAGACGACACCAUGGCAGCAGGCAAAGGCCAGCCCCACGUGAUCAGAGUAGGACCCGCAGCUCAGCGAGAUCUGCAACAUCGAGGUCCUCCAGGGCUUCCUCAGUGCCUCAACGCAGGGGACGGUCCACGCAGUGA
Molecule: messenger RNA, 3017 nt
Organism: Numida meleagris (helmeted guineafowl)
Lineage: Eukaryota; Metazoa; Chordata; Aves; Galliformes; Numididae
Exons: 7
Coding region: 1524-3017 (497 amino acids)
Cellular component (GO): nucleus
Source: RefSeq, a predicted model, not a curated record